Molecule: messenger RNA, 414 nt
Organism: Nezara viridula (southern green stink bug)
Lineage: Eukaryota; Metazoa; Arthropoda; Insecta; Hemiptera; Pentatomidae
Source: the annotation of a GenBank genome assembly
AUGAGUAGGGUUUCAGAAAUAAGUCGUUUGACAUGGUUGAGAACUGAGGCAAGCAUGGAAGUUUUGUCGAAAUUAAAUGAUCCAAUGAACCCUAGUGAGACAGUGAUAGUGAUUCGUUCUCUGGUUCCCGGUGGUGUUGCUCAACUAGAUGGACGUUUAAUACCUGGUGAUCGUCUUCUGUCCGUUAAUUCAGUGGCUCUUGAUAAUGCAUCAUUAGAUCAAGCAGUCCAGGCUUUAAAAGGAGCUCCAAAGGGCAUUGUUCGCAUUGCUGUGGCUAAACCACUUCCCAUACCAGACUCCGUAUCCAACAGUCAGGUGAGUGAUCCCCCACGUGCAUCCACAACACAUCACGGCGAAUAUUAUAAUGAUGUUGCUGAAGGUUCAGCUUCACUCGUCAAAUCUGAAAGCUUUUAG